GUUAUUCUUUUUUUCCAGCUCUUAAAAAAAAAAAUGGCCACAAGGAAAAAGUCUCUCUUAAAAGUCAUCAUUUUGGGUGACAGCAGCGUUGGCAAGACAUCGCUUAUGAAUCAAUAUGUGAACAAGCGUUUCUCAAAUCAAUACAAAGCAACCAUUGGAGCUGACUUCCUAACAAAAGAAAUUGUUGUAGAUGAUCGUGUUGUCACAAUGCAGAUUUGGGAUACUGCUGGACAGGAACGUUUUCAGUCUUUGGGUGUUGCCUUCUAUCGUGGAGCUGAUUGUUGUGUUCUCGUUUAUGAUGUCACUGUUCCAAAUACGUUCAAAAAUCUCGACUCGUGGCGAGAUGAGUUCUUAAUUCAAGCCAGUCCACGUAAUCCUGAGCAUUUUCCAUUUGUUGUGUUAGGUAAUAAAGUGGAUUUGGAUGCACGUCAAACGCCAAACAGACGCGCUCAACAGUGGUGUCAGUCAAAGAAUGAUAUACCAUAUUUCGAGACAUCAGCGAAGGAAGGAGUUAAUGUUGAAUUAGCCUUUCAAACAAUCGCCAAAAACGCUCUUGCUCAGGAAGUUGGGAGGGACGAAAUCUACAAUCAUUUCCCCGACCAGAUUCGCCUUGAUGGCGACAGAAAUAAUCGAAACCGAAAUUCAGACAAUUGUCAAUGCUAAUAAACUCAUUGGAAAAAAAAAUAUUCAUGCGACUAAAAAUAAUUAAUUCUAUUAUUAUAUGAUUAUAAUGAUUUAUAAAUAAAACAAGUAAGAAUUAUAUUAAGUAAAUAAUUAAAAAUAAAAUAAAA
Episyrphus balteatus (marmalade hoverfly) is the source of this 791-nucleotide messenger RNA. RefSeq names its product ras-related protein rab7 (gene Rab7). Gene Ontology annotation, cellular component: lysosome; late endosome; phagocytic vesicle. Bases 34 to 663 code for a protein of 209 amino acids. Gene Ontology annotation, biological process: endosome to lysosome transport; phagosome-lysosome fusion. The record is from RefSeq and is a predicted model, not a curated record. NCBI's taxonomy places the organism in Eukaryota, Metazoa, Arthropoda, Insecta, Diptera, Syrphidae. The transcript is spliced from 4 exons. Gene Ontology annotation, molecular function: GTP binding; GTPase activity.